Molecule: messenger RNA, 825 nt
Organism: Pichia kudriavzevii
Lineage: Eukaryota; Fungi; Ascomycota; Pichiomycetes; Pichiales; Pichiaceae
Exons: 1
Coding region: 1-825 (274 amino acids)
Molecular function (GO): ATP hydrolysis activity; ATP binding
Source: RefSeq, a predicted model, not a curated record
AUGAGUAACUCUGUUCAUUCAAAUAGUGAUUCAGAUUCAAUUGAUUCUACUCAUAACGUGGAAAAAUUCACCCCAUUGAAUGAUGUUGAAGAUCAAUCAAAUCGUGACAACUUAUCUCAACAAUUGAGCAGAAUCUUGUCCACCCAAGAUGGUGUAGAGCGUGUUGCCUCAUUGGCAAGAGUUCUAUCAACCAAAACUAAAAAAGAUAUGGACCAUUUUGAAAUUAACAAGGAAAACUUUGAUUUAGAAUUGCUUCUAAGGUACUUGCGUGAUAGAUCUGCCGAACAAGGUAUUGAAUCAGCAAAUGCUGGUGUUGCUUUUUCAGGUGUUACUUGUUGGGGUAUUGAUGCGUCUGCUGCACAUGGUCCUUCUGUUACCGAGAUGGUAUUAAGUUAUCUGAAAUUCUGGAAGUUCUUUGAGAAAGACCACAGAAAACAAAGAAAAAUUAUUGAAAACUUUGUUGGUGUUUUAGAACCAGGAGAAAUGGUUCUAUGUCUUGGUAAGCCUGGUGCAGGUUGUUCCUCAUUGUUGAAAACAGUUGCAGGUGAAAUCCAUAAUUUCACCAAAGUUGAAGGUACAUUUUCUUACGAUGGUUUAGACCAAGAAGAAAUGAUGCAAAAAUAUAAAGGCUAUGUUAUCUACAACCCUGAAUUGGAUUUCCAUUUCCCUUAUAUCACUGUCAAGGAAACCAUUGAACUUGCAUUAAGAUGUAAAACUCCUGAGAAAAGAAUUGAUAACAUGUCGAGAGAAGAAUAUGUUGAUAACAUGUUAAAGGUACGUACAACUUUUUUUUUCUUUUUUUCUUACACUGUUUCAAAUUACUAA